AUCCCGGUAAUAUUUCCGGAUAAGACAUUGACUGGUGUAAUUUUAAAGCUGAAAACUCAUUUAUUUUUUAACAUUUAUACAAUGUAGGUAAAGGGGAAAAGAUUAAUUAGUAGUGUUAUGUUGUGCUUCUUAAACAUAUGUAAUGAGAUACUUGAUUGACAAACGAAAAUAAAAGUCACAGAACAACGCAGUAAUUUGUUUUCGAAAAGUCGAAAGUGAAAGAAGAAGUUGGUUUUUCAAAAACAACAACAAACUUUCAAAAUGACGAAAAGCAGGAGCGGUUUCACAUUACAGAACAAUUAUUUGUCAACGUGAUAGAAGAGAAUUAACAAUUGCUAAAUCUUGAAUAUCAAAAAUGAUGUGGUUUGAGGAAAUUUUUUAAGUUGUGAGUUAUUUUAAUCAGUUUCAAAAAGAUAGCAAUAUCAUCCAAGCUUAACAAUGCCUGGUGUGCCAACGGAAACUGAAAAGAAGAGGAAGGCUCUAAAAAAAGAGCUUUAUAAAGUAUUGGCAGAAUCCCCUGGUGGGAUCAUAAAAGAAUAUGUGUGGCCUCGUCUUUCAGCAAGUUCGGAACUAAAAUUGACAAACUCUGAGUUCAGAGUGGGGUCAAUGGAUGAUAUUUUCUUAUUGUUUAGGGAUAUGGUCCAUUCAGAAAACCGAGAUGGCAGGAUAUAUAUUUGUCUAAAUCAACAUGUAUCACCAGCAGGCAGCAAACCUUUACAACAAAAUGCAGGGAAAUAUGUUGCACCAGGAAAUAGACAUAAUAAUUUAAGAAAACCAGUUCAGGCUCCUGUUUUAUUGCCUCUUAACCCAUUCUCAAUGCCAGCUCCAUUAACACAAGCUGUUAACAAGAAAUCAAACAAGCUUGAUGAGGGGGGAUGGCCAGUAUUAGGAACUCCAGCACCACCCAAAACAAGGAAACAACAAGAGAGGAAAUCUACCAAUGAGUCAUCGCAUAUAUCAGGUCCUGCCUAUCAUGUCUCUGCUCAAUCUAGUCAGGGACUGUCACAUCCACAUUCUGUAAAUAAAAACAAGCAUUCAAACGUUGAAUAUGAUGAUGAUGAUGAUGAUUAUGAUACAGAAUCAAUUGGAACUGCUAGUGAUUACCAAUCAUCAGAAAAUGAUUACUCAACAGACAGGAGGUCAAGUCAGCACCGUGACACCUCAACACCACUUCAAUUGCAUAGGUCAAAUCAGCAUGGUGACACAGCUUCCCCAGGUCAAUCGCUUAUAUAUAGCAGGUCAAAUCAGCACAGUGACACCUCAGUACCAAUUCAAUCACAUAGGUCAAAUCAGCAGGGUGACACAUCAACACCAGACCUAUUGCAUAGGUCAAAUCAGAAUGGUGACACCACAAAACCAUUCCAAUCACUUAGUAACCCUACUUUACCAUUAGAUGCAAAGAAGUUCAAAGAUAAAGAGAUGAAUAUAAGACCAUUUCGAAUGACGGCUAAAACAAUAGGAAAACAAUUAACUAAACAGCUUGAAACUUGUGCCCAAGAAUGUAUCGAAUUAUUAUCAGAGUCUAAUAACUAUGUAUCGCAGGAGAGAAUUCAAGCGUUACUGCUGCAGAGAUGUAAUAUACCAAGUUUACAAGUGGUGGGACAUCGUAGAAUUGAGGAACUCAGUUGUGUUAAAGAACACAAUCGAGCAAUUGCAAGAGUGAAUGCAUACGUGCAAGCUUUCCUCAAAGUAAGAUCUAUUUGUACAUUGCAUGAACUUAAGUAUUGCUUAAGAGAAUGUGACCCUGAGAAAACAGAUUUUAACAACUUAAACUUGGGACCAAUGCAGCGGCUUCCAAUCAUAUAUGAAUACUUUAAAUUCCCGACUGAUAUGGAAGAAAUACCAGCAAUUACAACAGUAGACAUACUGGAACAUUUGAGGAAUUAUUUAACACAGAAUAUGCAAUGGAGUGAAAAAGUAGACUUAACACAGUUUAUGGAAUACCUUGUUCCUCAGUAUGAAGCAGAAAACGCAUAUCAGCUUGGGAUCAGAAUAAGCAGUGUGGCAUUGGCAAUUCAGGUCCUAAAGAUGGCCCAAAGACAUGCUUCGGCAAACAGAAGAAAUGUAAUAGAGACGUUCAAAGGUCACCUUCAUGAUGACAUUGAGAAAGCAUUCCAGAAGUUCAGAAUGACCGUCAUUCAUACAUCAUCUGAUGGAUCAUGGGAAGUAAGGAACCGUUACAUGACACUUCAACCUGAAGUGGCAAUACAAGAAAUAUUUGAGAAAUUCAAAUUUAUUAUGAAGAUGGAGGAGCCUUCAGGUAGAUCACAGAUUAAAAUGCAUCAGAAGAUUGAAUCCUCCAUCCUGAACUUUCUUCAGAUUCUAAGAUCAGAUGAUAAUGCCAGUGCAUUGUUUCAUCUAGCAAUAUGUGUCAGCCAUUCUGUACUCCAGGAGGCAGCUAUGAAACGUUUGUUACCCAAAGAAGAAGAGAAAACAGAGACGGAGGGAGAAGAAAGAGUUAAGCCACCCAAAGGGGAUGUUAUAAAUCUGCUGAAGAGUUACCUGAGGCGUUGUUUACAACGUGGUGCAUUGAAUUUGUCCUUGCUUGAUCAGAUAGAAGAAAAAAUUGCUGAGGAGUGUAACUUUCCCUCCUUUGUUGAAAUUGGUUAUGGGAGAUUUCUGUACUUUACCUUACAGGAAACAAAAGAGUUGCUUGAGGAAUAUGGAGGAACUUCACUUGGUUCUGGUUCAGGGAGCAGUGAUUUUGAGAGUGGCUUUAAACCUUGUAAUGGAGAUAUUCUGAGCUUUAUCCAUCAGUGUACACAGUGUGGUAAAGUCUCUGAAGAAGACAUAGAUGCAGCCUUGUGCAACCAGUUCAAUGUAAAAGAGACCAGACAUUUAGGUUAUGGGAAGAUAACCAAUCUGAUGACAGCAUCAAAGAAACCAGGUCAACAUCAAUAUCAAGAACACUCAUUGGUGUUUGAAGUUGCUAUGGGAACUGACGUCAGAAUAAAGACAGAAACAAAGAUAGGAAUGUUAGGCCAUCAAACUAAAGAAGCUGCCCUUGUCUGUCUACAUAAUUGCCCACUAUUAGAGGAUAUGGAGAUAUGGAGCCACUGGUCUCUUGUGUUUGAACCAGAACUGGGCAAACUGAAAGAUUUUAUACAGAAAUAUGGAGGAACAACUACUAUUACCAUUGAUGGUGGUAAAAGGUCAUUUACAUACCAUAUCAUUGCCAUGGAAACAUCACCAGGAGUUUUACUGAAGUUGACCAGCCAGACAUCUACUGAGUUGUUUGAAGAGGCUUUAUUGCAGAAGAACCCCAGAAAUGUUUGUGGACAACUGAUGUCCCUAAUUGUGUCAAAUAAAGGCAUACAGAAUAUACCUGUGGCUCUGAUAACUAACCAGAUGAAAUCUCAAUUGUUUACAAUGCAUGCUGCUGAUACUGAUGACAGUCUACCUGGAGCCCCACCAUCAGACAACCAUACAGAUGAAGCUGUACAGUUUGUUCUGCGAUGUCUUGCUAUUUUGCCUGUAAAAACCUGUGUGUCAUUAGCCAAUCAGAUAUUUUUAGAGCCAUUAGGCCAGGUGGUUGGAUCAUCUAAAUCCAAGUUUUUAUUGUUAUCUGCAUGUCACACAGCAGACGACAGUAACAGACUACAGGAACUAGGAUGUAUGUUAGGGGUAGGAGAAUGGACAAGUCAGAUACAACAGAAAUGUCAGAUAAAGAUAACAGAUGUAGAAAUUAUACCAGAGGAGGAGGCUGAGAUGAUCGUUCUGGACAACAAUGACGAAGAGGAAGAAGAUGAAGAAUUUGAAACAGCUUCAGUAAGCUCUGAUCUCAGUGAUAUCCUGUUAGACAUUGAAGAAGAAAAUGACAGAUCUACAGAUAAAACAUCAUUGACAGGUGAUGAGGUGUCAGAAUAUAUAAGUGAGACCACAACACCAAAAACCAAGGAAAAGGAAGAUUCAGCAGAUGAAGUUAGUACUGAUUUAAAGGAUAUGGAAAUUAAGUCUGAUGAAGAAAUCCAAUCAGAACUACUUAUAGAUCCCUGUGAAAAAGUGGUGAAUACUAUUCGUAGAGAAGAAUUUGGAAUCGGUAUAGAAUUAAAUGAAGAUGGACAAAAAUUGAAAAUAGUUCAAGAUCAGAGACUUGGUAGAAGUUUGGACCGUCUGUCAAAAGAUUUGUACAGUAAAGAUACUCACUUUGUUCUGGAGUUGAUACAGAAUGCAGACGACAAUGAUUACCCAGAAUUCUUAGCUAAGAAAGGUCGAAUGGCUUCUGUGAAGUUUGUUAUGCACACAGAUGGAGUGACUGUUCUCAACAAUGAAAGUGGAUUUUUAGAGAAAAAUAUCCGUGCACUUUGUGAUGUAGGAAGAAGUACAAAAGGAAAACACAAAUUUGGAUAUAUAGGUCAAAAGGGCAUAGGGUUCAAGUCAGUGUUCCGUGUGACAGAUAAACCAGAGGUGCAUUCUAAUGGCUACCAUAUUUGCUUUGAUGUUCAGAGUGGACCAAUGGGAUACAUUCUACCACACUGGGUAGAUGACAAAUUGGAUGCAUAUGAAAGUUGGACAACAAAGAUAGUGCUUCCCUUGAAAGAAGAGAUGAAGGCUACAGUGAGAACAUUAGCAGGAAAAUUUAAUGACAUCCAUCCAUCUUUACUUCUGUUCUUACACAGAUUGAGAGAGAUAACCAUUGAUAACAAGGUAGAGAAUUCCUCCCAGGUUAUGAGAAGGAAAGAUUUAGGUAAUGAUGUGAUAGAAAUUGAACAUAAUACUGGUAUAGAUAGAUGGCUGGUCGUCAAGAAAAUGUUGGAUGCUUCAAAAAUAUCUCUCCAGGCCAAAUCUGGGGUUGAAGUGGAAUCUACAGAGAUAUCUUUGGCCUUCCCUCUGACAGAUCAGUGUAUUUUAAGCAAGGUUAUGCCCCCUAAACAACCAGUAUUUGCCUUUCUACCACUGAGGAGUUAUGGUUUUAGAUUUAUCAUUCAGGCUGACUUUGAUGUUCCCUCCAGUAGAGAGGAUGUGGAUUGCGACAGUGCAUGGAAUCAGUGGAUUAGAAAUGAAAUCCACAAACUAUUCUUGGAAGCUCUGGACGUUUUCAAGAAUCAUAAAGAAUUUACUGGGAUGAAGGCCUUGAUCAAUUUUCUACAGUUUGUUCCAGUAGAGGGUGAAAUCCUAGAUUUCUUCAGACCUGUUUCCACACAGAUUCUUAAACAACUUAGAGCAAAGCCUUGUCUACCAACUCAGCCUUACAAUGGGGGUGAUGUAUUAUGGAAGUUACCAACACAGGUUGUCACAGUCAAGGACUCAUUGGUUCAUGAAGUCGUCACACCUGAGUUCCUGCAGAAACACUUGGACCUUUUCUACCUCCACAGAGAAGUUGCAGACAUGUUGAACCCAACACUGAUACAGUGUCUAGGGAUAGAAUCUCUAACAGUUAACCACCUCAUUCAGAUAGGAAAAGCUAUAACAUUGUCACCUAUCAAUGAAGAUGAUUUCUAUACCAGGAUAUAUGUAAUAGCUAAAUGGUUAGCCUGUGUGUAUCGUAGCUUGGACGAAUUUCACGACAACCAGGAGAUUUAUAGUGAACUAAAGAAGAUGAAAAUCAUACCUCUAGCUUCCCAAGUCUUUGUAGCAUUAGAGGAUAAUACUAUCUUCUUUCCUUUGUCGCUAGAAGAGAUGGCAAGAUCACAGAAGUACAGAGAUCCAAUAUCCUAUCUACAAGAAGACAUGAAAACCAUCCAUCCAUUGUUUCUGGCAGCACCUGACAACGAAGUCAACUCUCAGGUUCAGAAAAUGUUGGUAAAACUGGAUGUGUGUCAAUUAACACCACAUGAUGUCAUCAAUCACCAUAUACUUCCUGUGUUAAAGUCAGAUAUGUGGAAGCAUAAAAACAGAGAAACAUUGGUUAGCUAUCUGGUUUAUAUCAGAGAACAGACAGAAAAGAACAGUUCAUUGGUCAACAUGGAUGAGUUAGCUACUGUUGCCAUAGUGAUGACCAAUCAGGGUGAAAAGUAUCCCAAAAAAGACAAUGUUUAUUUUACACCCUUAUAUGGAAACAAAUAUAAUUUGAUGCAAAUUUUCCCAGGAUAUGAUUGGUGUUUGUUAGACAGUGUAUACAUACGGGACCAGAGCAGUAUCACAGAGAAACAAAAAUGGCAUAAGUUUUUCUGCAGACUUGGUAUUACUGAUUUUAUCACUGUUAGACCUGUACAAGUGGAAUUGAAUUCUGAAUCAGUUAAAGAAAGUGCAUGGUCCUCUAUAGAACAGUUGUAUCCUGAUGACUUCAAACAGGGUUGUGUUGUAGAAGAUUAUAGCUGUGACGAAAUCAGAGAUCUACUGAAAUCUAACAAGUGUCCUCAGAAAUACGAACUUCAGAUGAAAUCCCUUUGUGAAUACCUGGAUCAGGUCUGGGAUACACAGUUUGUUAGAUACACAAAAACUAAACUAAUCAGAAAGGACAACAAACAAGAGAGGGAUGUUGAAUCCUCCUUCUGUAUCUGGCUGAAAACUUGUGACUGGUUACCUGCUGUUGAAGUGAAAGCAGGUGUAGAAAACAAUGGUGCCAUUAGGUAUACAGAAGAAGUUUGCUGUAAGAAGCCCUCCACUUUAUAUUAUCCAUUUGAAAAGAUUGUAAAGUUGCUCCAUUACACUGUCAAUUAUGUCAGUGGGCUGUUUGACACAAACAAAAGUACAUUUGCACAAUUUUUAGGUUUGAAAUUUGAUGUAACCUUAGAGGAUCUAAUUAGUAGUUUGAAAAAAUGGGGUCAGAGGUCAGAUGGCGGUAUUCCAGCAUUAUUUGCAACUUCACAAAGCCAUAUAGAAUAUUUGUACAGUUACCUUGGGGAGAAUCUAAACAAGAAACAGAUUCAGGACCUCUUAGACAAGGCACCAGUUAUUUUUGUUCCUGUGAAUACAAAAAGUGUUGGGAGAGGAGAUAUGCAUCAACAAAGAUUUCCUGUCAAUGUUGCUGGUCAGAUGCUUAGUCGACAGGAAGUGUGGUGGGAAGACAAAACAGAACUGUUCCAGAAACAUCAGGAUAUUCUUACUGAGAUACAUGCUGAUAUUGGCAAAAAAAAGAUUCUCUCUAGAUAUAUAAAUUAUUCUAGGUCACCUAGUCUUAGAGAAUUUUUCAUGAUGGGAAAAAUUCAAACUUGUCCAGAUGUUGAAGAAUAUUCUGAACUACUCGUUCAUAUUGCUAGUUCUAAGAGUCGAGUAGAACCAGAGACAUUACAUGAUGUGAUGAAAAUAUUGUCAAUUAUAGGAGAUCUAAUGUAUGUUGAUGAAAAUGAUCCAGAAAGUGUAACCAAGAAAAUGUUAAUUGAAAUUCAAAGAAAGAAAAUGUUGAGUCAUUUCAAAGGGCAGAAUAUCAUUCCAACCAAAGAGAAGACAUGGACAUCCCUUGAGAAAAAUCCUCUAAUUGCUGAUAACAAUGAAUAUGAACACAUCUUUAAGAAUGACAGCAAUGUUCAUUUUGUUCUUUUGGAGGAAAAUGAACAUCGUAGAGGGCAGCACAAUGUUAGAACUUCAGUAAGGGAGUCCUACCAUAUAAAUCCUGAUACCAUGAUGAGUGUUCUGAGAAUGUGUGAGAUAGAGAAUCUCAGUGAUGUCGUCGAGGAACAGAUCAUUCCAAGCGGGUACAAACUCUCCCCACGUUUACAGAACUACAUGAUAGAGUGUGUACCAAUGAUACAAGUAUUCCUGUUUAAUAACCAUGGAAAUAUCUAUCAAAGUUUGAUUGACGAAGGCAAGGUAGACACCCUUUCCAGACUAAAUUGUAUUGAGACUGACAAGCUUGAAGUGAAAUACUGGUUUAAGAAUGACCCAGAUAUCUUCAAAUUAAAGGAAGAGACUUGCAAACUUAACAAAGAGGAAUUCUUUUUUCAAAAACGAUAUGAGGAAUCCUACAACUUUGUUGAUAUUAACAAGGCUAUAGCAAAGAUCUUCAGUAACAAUGACCGUGUAUGCUUCAAUGAUUUAAGAGAUUUGCUUACAGAUAUUCAUAGUUGUAUAUUUGAGAAAACAAGUGAGACACUAGAAGAUUGUUUGAGCAGACAUAGUGAUACUGACAUUGAUGAUACUGAAAUUGUAUGGACAGUCCCACGGUCUUUGUUACAAGAUAUUGAACCAGUUGUUGAAGAAGAAGAUGAUGAAGAAGAAGUAGAAGAAGAGACCCAAGCUUCCUCUAAUGAACCUGCUAUAAUGAGAGCUUGGCCACCUAUGUCAGAUGGCAAAAAUCAUCCUAAGGCAAAAAGCACAGUUGACAGGGAAGAACAAGCAGAAUCUAAAGUAUGGCCACCUCCUAGAGCUCCAGAUUACAUGAAGACUGUUAAAGACUUACCAUCUGGUGUUAGGGUGGUUAGAGAGAGCCAGGAAGGGGACCAGAGCACAUAUCAUAAUACAACAGACAAACUACCAGUAGCUGAUGUCAUAAAGUCUGGUGAAGAAAAAAAACCUGCUGAGGAUCAGCAUCAAGAAAUGUCUGAAAAAGUAGUUGAUGAAGAUAAGCCUGUUCCUCCUAAAUCAGUCGGUGAUGGUGGACCAGCAGUGGCUGGCCAUGAUGAGAGGCCUCCUUCUUUUCAACCUGGUGAUAGGCCUCCUUCAUCACACAAUGGUGAAAGGCCUCCUUCGUCACAUCAUGAUGGAAAGCCACAUUUGAUUCACCAUGGACAACAUGACAACCAUUCUUCAGCAACAUUAAGAAACAAAGUUCCUGUUGAUGCUCAGACAGGUUUGCCAGUAUGGGUAAAAGAGUUAGAAUAUGAAGUAGAAGAACUUGCAAGUGGAAAGACUUUGAAAUUACCCAAUUUUACAAUGUCAGACGAAGAAACUCCAGAGAUGGCGGAGAUCGGACAAUAUGGUGAACAAAUAGUGUAUAAUUAUCUACUCAAAGAAAUGGAGAACAAUCCAAACAUAUCAUCUGUGAAAUGGUCCAAUGAGAAGGAAGAAAUCGGUCUACCUUAUGAUUUCACAGUACGCUUGAAAACUGAAGACGAGGAGUAUACGGUUUACAUUGAAGUUAAAAGUACAAUAUCGGAUACAAAAGAAAUAUUUGAGAUAUCUUAUCCUCAGGUCAAGUUUGCACAGAACAACAUGGAGAGAUUUCAUGUUUAUAGAAUUUUUAGUUCUCUGAAUCCUGAUAGAGUAAGACUUGUUCGUAUACAGAAUUUAGCACAGAAAAUCAAUGCAAAACAAGUCAAGUUAUGUUUGUUAAUAUGAAGUACCUAUACUUUUAUAUGAUUGGACAAUUUGUUGCUUUUCUAGGAUUAGUAACGAGACAAACAUAUACCUUUAUUUUAAGUGCUGUAAAUUCAAAAAUUAAUAGGAUUUUUUUAAGGCCAAAAUUUGGACAGUACUGUGUUUGCUAUAAUGGAACUUAAUUUCAGUAGUGAUAUUUUUCAUAUAUUCAUAAAAUUAUGCAAUCACAUCAAUUAGAUAUCAUAUUUUGUCCUGAGGUCAUGAAUUUGCAAUAAUAAAUGCAAACAUUAAUUUUUUUGAAUUUACAGAUAUAUUUCAAUUUGGAUUUAUCUACGCAAUCCAUGUAUUUGGUAUUAUGAUAAUUAAAUAAAAUUUACAAUAUUGAAUAAGUGUAAAGGAUUAAAAGACCACUCCUUUUUUGGUGGUCAGACUCCUAAUUCAUUUUUAUGAUGAUUUCUUCAAAAUAUAUUAAAAACUUACUUUUGUAGCAGAUAACUUAUUAAUCAAAAUAUAGAACAGAUUGAUCAAAAACUUGUUUAGCAUUGUCACUUGUUGAUGGAUAAAUUCAAAUGGGAAAUUCAGGUAAAGCCUUAUUUGAAAUACCAGUGAAAGCAAUGUUUGGAUUUUGAUAAAAGUAAAAGAAAACUCAUAAAAAACCCAUUAUACUAUAUAAGAUGAAGAGACAUAAACAACUGUAUGGAAUUCAAAAUGUUUUAAAAAAAAUUAAAAGUUUUUGAUUGUUUGAAAAUGAUCUAAGGAUAUGUAUGGGACCACUUGGCAAUAGACUGUCAUCAUUGUUAUGCGUUUCAUCUCCACACUUAAUUUUAUAUACAUAUGUUCAUCCUAGCAAUCAAAACCAGUUUUAUAAUCAUUUUUUGAUAUAGUCUUUUUGUAUAGUAUGUUAUGUUGUUUUAGAUAGACUUUCAAAUGAAAUAAAUGAUUUUAUGAUUGUAUUUAAUUUUUUCCUAUUUGCUUUUAUUGAUGUUUUGAACCUAGAUUCCUAAUUUUUAAUUUGAAAAAACUUAGAUAUUGUGUGAUAUUUACCAUGUAUUUUUUAAUGGUUAAAGGAACAAAUUCACAUCCAAAAAUCAUUAUCAUAUAAAUCAGAAUCAACUUUAUUGUGUAUUGUUGAUCAUUAGAUUGGACCAAUUAGUGCUGUUCUGUGAUGACUUAUUUUAGCUUUAAUUUUAUCUACGCAAAACCUGUCAUUUUAUGUGAUUAAGUUCAGUAUUAUUUUUUAAUUACUGUCAGUUACCAGUAACUGUCACAAGCAUUUUUUACAAAAAAGAGACAUUUCCCUAUUAUCUUGACACAAAUACUUUUAUUUUAUAAAAAAAAAAUUCCUUUUGUUUGAUCUGAUUUAGACACAGAAAUGUAUAGUUUUGCAUUUGUUAACACAAAGUGUGAAGAUCUGUCAACAUGACUUGAUCACACUUUAUGACAUCUUUGAUAUUAGAAAUCUUAUUAUUUUCAAACCUUGUAAAAUCAAGGCUUGCUUUAGACCCCAAAUUACAUUCAUGAUAUGUAGAAUAGUAUAUAAAUCUGAAAUUCAAAUUGCUCCUUUACAAUACUAUGUUACUUUUUGAUUUCCAUUGACAUCAAUUCACUAUUCAGUUCAGAUUUAGCAAAGGCAGAAGAGCUUUAGAUUUUAUUGAUGGAAUAAUAAUGUGUUUGGUUUUAUUCCACAUGUCUUCUGUCUUUUUUACACAAAACAGCAAAAAAGACUUUUUUUCCAAUUGAGUGGAAAUUUUUAUUAUUUUGCUACUAGAUUCUUCUAAGGCAACCAGUCAUGAUGUCCAUACAAAUUCAUUAAAAAAAUAAUCAACAAAACUAAGCAACCCACUUUAAAUUUAAAAGAGUGUUUUAAUUUUGAGCCUGUGUUUAUAAAAAGUAAUUUUUGGUAACUGAUUAUAUCUAUCAAAAAUGUUUCCAAACAGAGUGCUAAAUAUAUCUAAGUAAAAACUGAUUUUGUGACAGUUACUAGUACAAGACCAGUAGAGUUCUCAUUUUAUGUGAUACAUUUAUCAUAUAAUUUUAUUUCAUUUUUUGUAUCUUUGUUACUUUUUUAAUCAAAACUCAUAAUGUCAUUAAGAAAUAA
Mytilus trossulus (common blue mussel) is the source of this 11236-nucleotide messenger RNA. RefSeq lists its product as uncharacterized. The coding region runs from base 439 to 9159 and encodes 2906 amino acids. The transcript is spliced from 33 exons. The record is from RefSeq and is a predicted model, not a curated record. NCBI's taxonomy places the organism in Eukaryota, Metazoa, Mollusca, Bivalvia, Mytilida, Mytilidae.